This is a messenger RNA of Macadamia integrifolia, 2537 nucleotides long. RefSeq lists its product as uncharacterized. Gene Ontology annotation, molecular function: calcium ion binding; protein binding. Gene Ontology annotation, cellular component: plasma membrane. The annotation marks the transcript as partial. Lineage: Eukaryota; Viridiplantae; Streptophyta; Magnoliopsida; Proteales; Proteaceae. The transcript has a single exon. The record is from RefSeq and is a predicted model, not a curated record.
AAUGUGAUAUGCUCUUCGGUCGGACUUGGGAAGUUGGAAGUUGGAAGUUGGGACUUCACAGCCCCACCGUCCCCCACCACCGGACCCGCCGCCGGAAUCUCAUUCGCUCACCACCACCACCACUGGCACCAACACCUUUGAAGCAUUUGAUCUCCAUCAUCUCACGCUUCCCCGUCUCUCUCUCUCUCUCUCUCUCUCCUCUUUAUCUUUCUAUCUACUUCUCUUCCUCAUAAGUGGAACUAUCUAAUUUUAAUCUCUCUAACUUCCAACUAAACCAGACCCUAAAUCAUGACCCCAACAAACGAUUAGCUCAUUAAGAUUACUGAGACGCUGUGGAAGAACCCAUAUGAUAUAACCUCUACUGCUCUGCUGGUUCUGGGCCCCUUACUCUGUAGAAGUAGAACCAACAAAAGUUCCAAAUGCCUUCCUUUAUCUCCAGUGUCUAGUUGGGACUUAGGCGCUUGGAGAGCUGAACCGACGCUGCUACAGUAAAGAACAGCCCAUGAAAGAUGGCUACCAGGGGGAGCAGAACCGAAAAAGUGAAGAGAAUCUUCCAGCAAUUCGAUGUGGACAAAGAUGGAGGUCUUAACAGGGAAGAAAUGGCCGCGCUCGUCGUCGCUGUUAACCCUAGGGUUAAGUUCAGUGACGAGCAGAUCAGUGCCAUCCUCGACGAGGUCUUCCGUACUUAUGGUGAGUUUAUCGAUGGUGAAAAGGGUCUUAGCUAUGGGGGCCUUCUUCGUACCUACGAUGAUGGUGCUGGGGAUGUGGAUCGGGACUUUGAUGCGCUCGGUCUCGAGCUCAAUUCUGACUCUGACAAAGCUAUGGAUAUGGGUUCUGAGGCAUCUUCCUCCUCGAUUGCCGACGAGAGGGUGGAGCCUCACAAGAAGCAGACGACCGCUGCCUGGGCGGCUUCCCCGAAUCAUGGGGUCGUCUUCGAUGAUACGUGGAAGCUCAUCGAUGAUUUGGAGAUUCUGGUGAAGAGGCUCAAAGCGAAGCAGGCCAAGGAUGGGAUGAUGAAGGGGGAUAGCGUUGAUGUCUACUCCGAUGCCGGCUGGUCCACGGAAUUGGGACCUUCUUCGGACCUUUCGGAGAGAAGGGUCUUCUGGGACGAGUCCGGCCAUGACUAUGCCGCGUUUGUGAAGGAGUUGGGUGUUUUGAGAAGCAGAGCGGAUGGCGCGAGGUCCAGAGAAGAAGCUUUCGAUGGGCACAAGGCGAUCGGUCGGGUCUUGUACGACCACCAACUGUUCAAGGAAGCUCUUGUGAGCUUCAAGCGGGCUUGCGAGCUUCAGCCGACCGAUGUCAGGCCACAUUUCAGGGCUGGUAACUGUUUGUACGUUCUCGGGAGACACACAGAGGCCAAAGAUGAGUUCCUGUUGGCACUUGAGGCUGCCGAGGGCGGUGGGAACCAAUUGUCUUACCUUCUUCCCCAAAUUCAUGUUAAUCUUGGGAUUUCCCUCGAAGGCGAAGGUAUGGUUUUAAGUGCUUGCGAGCAUUACAGGGAAGCUGCAAUCUUUUGUCCCACCCACUUCAGGGCUUUGAAGCUUCUUGGCAGUGCGCUGUUUGGGGUGGGAGAGUAUAGGGCGGCCGAGAAGGCACUGGAGGAGGCCAUUUUCUUGAAACCGGACUACGCAGAUGCACAUUGUGAUCUUGGUUCGGCUUUGCAUGCUAUGGGAGAGGAUGAGAGGGCAAUUCAGGAGUUUCAGAAGGCCAUAGAUUUAAAGCCUGGGCAUGUGGAUGCUUUGUAUAAUCUGGGAGGGCUUUAUAUGGAUAUAGGCAGGUAUCAGAGAGCUUCAGAGAUGUAUACCAGGGUUCUGGCUGUCUGGCCUAACCAUUGGAAGGCACAGCUUAACAAGGCUGUGUCUUUGUUGGGAACCAAUGAAGCUGAAGAAGCCAGGAAAGCACUAAAAGAAGCUUUCAAGAUGACAAAGAGAGUUGAAUUACAUGACGCUAUUGUUCAUUUGAAGCAGUUGCAGAGGAAGAAGCUCAAGGGUAAUGGUGGUACUGAAGGAGAGAGCGCAUACAUUGUAGUGGAUCCAUCAAAGUUUAAGAAAGUGGGAAGGAAGACUACCCUGAGACAAGACUUGGUCAGUGCUCUUGAAAUCAGGGCUUUCCAGAGGCUCACCAGGUUGAAUCGUUGUGACGUUGAACUUUUGAAGAAAGAAAUGAAUGAAACAGAAGUUCCAAUUUCCUAUUCUGGUAUCGGUAUUCCUGAGAGAUCUAUCCGCAAGGCUACAUUGGAGGAAAUUCUCCGUAGAUUGCUUAAUUUCUUGAAGCCUGAGACCUUCCAAGGAGCGGUCAAAGCUAUCAAUGAGAGGAUUCUUUCUGUGUUGGAUGAUUCAGGCUCUGGUAGGGUGGAUUUGGGCAUGUUCUAUGCUGUUCUUGCUCCCAUUUGUAGUGGCCUUGCUGAAAGACGCAAGAGGGUUGUCUUUGAUUCACUCCUGUGGCGACCUGUGAACGAAGGUGGAGUUUAUAUCAAGAAAGCUGACGCAGUUAAGUACAUCAAAAUGUUGAGAGCUAUCUAUAUUCCUUCCAAUGGG